CUUUUUGAUCAUGUUGCUGAAUGCCUGGGAGACUUCAUGGAAAAACACAAGAUUAAAGACAAGAAGCUUCCUGUUGGGUUCACCUUCUCAUUCCCCUGCAGACAGAGCAAGUUGGAUGAGGGGAUUCUAAUUACUUGGACUAAGCGCUUCAAAGCAAGUGGUGUGGAAGGAGCAGAUGUGGUUAAGCUGCUAAACAAAGCCAUCAAAAAGAGAGGAGAUUAUGAUGCAGAUAUUAUGGCUGUUGUCAAUGACACGGUGGGAACAAUGAUGACAUGUGGGUUUGACGAUCAGCGUUGUGAAGUUGGUAUCAUUAUUGGUACUGGCACUAAUGCCUGCUACAUGGAGGAGCUGCGGCACAUUGACCUGGUGGAGGGGGACGAGGGCCGCAUGUGCAUUAACACCGAGUGGGGUGCAUUUGGCGAUGAUGGAUCACUGGAGGACAUCCGCACCGAGUUUGACAGAGAAAUUGACAGAGGAUCUCUCAACCCAGGGAAGCAGCUGUUUGAAAAGAUGGUUAGUGGCAUGUACAUGGGGGAGCUCGUGAGGCUCAUCCUCGUCAAAAUGGCCAAAGAAGGCCUUCUCUUUGAAGGACGGAUCACACCAGAGCUGCUCACCAAAGGGAAAUUUGAUACCAAGCACGUUUCAGCAAUAGAGAAGAGCAAAGAGGGUCUCAACAAAGCAAAGGAAACUUACCCGCCAUGCUGA
Molecule: messenger RNA, 705 nt
Organism: Polypterus senegalus (gray bichir)
Lineage: Eukaryota; Metazoa; Chordata; Cladistia; Polypteriformes; Polypteridae
Product: hexokinase-1-like
Exons: 6
Biological process (GO): intracellular glucose homeostasis; glycolytic process; glucose 6-phosphate metabolic process
Cellular component (GO): cytosol; mitochondrion
Molecular function (GO): fructokinase activity; D-glucose binding; ATP binding
Source: RefSeq, a predicted model, not a curated record